Acanthaster planci (crown-of-thorns starfish) is the source of this 9906-nucleotide messenger RNA. It is a transcript of the gene phldb2, whose product is annotated as pleckstrin homology like domain family B member 2. Lineage: Eukaryota; Metazoa; Echinodermata; Asteroidea; Valvatida; Acanthasteridae. The record is from RefSeq and is a predicted model, not a curated record. Gene Ontology annotation, molecular function: protein binding.
AGCUGUAGGGAGUCAACUGCAUUUCCUCAGAAGAUAGGCUCAGACAGUCUUCAUUUUUCACGUCCACAUUUCCCUCACAGAAUGAAUUUCCUCAUUCCUCGGGUACUGAGAGAGAGCCAUUAAGAUUGAUGGUUCUGCUGUUUUCUCCCCCUUACUCAUCUGUCUGGUCAAGGCGUCCAUCAUUUUCCUGUGACAGCUCGUUUGCAUCAUCAUCUUUGGAGUUUCUGAUCCGUUUUCAUUUACCGCGAAGAACGUCCGGCCAUCAGCCCUGGUACCUUAAUGACAUUCCAGACGGUCAACAAAUCAGGGGGAUUGAUACAAUUAUUGCCCCACUCCAGAGUGAAUGACUUGGGAGGAAGUCUUCACAUAUACUCCCCACUAAGAGAGAGAAAAACAAAAGCUGGGUGUCAACUCUGAAUGAUGAAUCCCCGAUGACUAAAAACUGAGCUGCCCUCCAAAAAAAGGGUGGAAACAGUUGCAGACAGAUCCCUCGGAGCACGUGCAAGCCCCCUGCCAGAGUGCAGAAGACAGGAAGCAUUAUUGUCCCAGGAAUACUCUGUUUACCGCUUUCUCUGUAGUUUUCCCGUAGACGGGUUGUUCUGAGGGUCCCCAAGGGUAGUGUCAUCCUGACAUUGGGGUGAGACAUUGGGGGCUCUUCCUGUGUGACUUUGAACUGCGGAGGUGACAGCGAAUGAGGACAGCUGCCCGUCUCAGUCAGUGGAAGCCAAGAAAGCAGAAAAGGUCGAUCAUCUACAUGCAAACUCGGGUAGUUUCACGUCUACCCUUUCUGUGGAGUGUGCAUCACAACUUUUUUGUAUCGACUCCCAAACCUGCAGGAUCUUGAGAUUCAGAACUGGAUUUCUUCAUGACAUGUUCACCCAUUCAGCCAAUUGUACAUUCCCCAAGCAUAUUUAGAAUUUAAUUUUUGUGUGUACGUUAUUGGUGUCGGUCUUCAGAGAUUUCUGAUAGAACAUAUGAUACGCUGAACGCCACUUCGUCCAACUGAUUCCACCAGGAGACCUUCAGUGAGGGGAAUACACACAAGUACCGUGUGAAGUUGACAAGCAACUGUUUUUAAAGACAACUGGUUUUGUAGAGACUUGCCAGUAGAAUAAGAAAUAAUUUCUGACGUAGACUUAUAGCAUCUGGUGGACUUUUGUGCCCUUGUUGUCGGAGGCACAAUGUUUGGAACUAAUGGAAACGGCGUCCCCGACGGAUGGUGCAUCUACCAGCUAUCUCACUAUGGCAACAAGAACAUGCAAAGCAGUGAGCUGAUAGUGACGGACCACGUCCUGACCAGCGAGGAGCUGAAUGAACUCCGGAUGAACAGCGGCUGGGAGGAUAGCAUCAAGCGCACCCAGAAAAUCAUUCAGGAUGGCUCCCUUGAGCUGACAGAGACCGGCAAGGCACUGAAAGUCCAGUCCGAGCGGCCUCACCUGGUCAGUCUGGGCGGGAGUCGGGUCAGCACUGCCAUCACUUUACUGCCCUUGCCAGAAGGCAGGACAUGUAUCGGCACCAUCGAGUCCAAGACACCGCAGGACAUUGUCAUCCAAGGCAAGGGUGUCCAAGCUGAACAGUGCUGCAUCGAAAACAGGAACAACGUGGUGACGCUGAUCCCCAUCGGGCCAUGCACCGUGGACGGGGAACCGGUCAAGGAACCAACCAAGCUAACCCAAGGUGCCAUGCUGUGCUUUGGCAAAUCCUGCUUCUUCCGAUUCAACAAUCCCUCAGAGGCCAAACGGAUGAAGGAAAGGUCAUCGAGAGGAGAUACCACCUCCCAGCAGAACGCACCGACCAGCCAGGACAUUAUGAAUCUUAACCCCACCGAUCGCCUUAAUGCCAACACAAGGUCGUCGCCAAACGGCCUGACCACCAAUGGUUACACACCACCCCGUGUGCAGACUGUCCCCACAGUGCGCUUCAGCAAUGCCAACAGCAACCACAAUGCCACCACCACCCGCUCCAGCCACCUGGAGCAGACCAUUGAGGCCGAGCUGAAGGAGAUCAUGCGACAGGUGUCCACGGAGGAGGAUAACUUCCCGGCCGAGACUUACGGCAACCGUCAUGCGCUGCUGGACUCGCCUGAGGACUACCUGAGCCAGCCCCGUGACGUCUUCCCAAGCACCUCGUCCACGGACUCCAGCGGUAGUGAGAUGUGGCCCGAGCCCGGCCACCGUGACAGCAUCUCACCACUCUUCUUCACCAAUCACGGCGACAUCCGGGAGACGGCCAUCACUGACGACCACAUUGACGGUGAGGAUGAGACAGCAAAUGCAACAAGUGAGUACCAGCCGCCGGUGAGCACCAUCAGGUCCAAGUUUGAGGAGGCGAUCCGGAAGAACAGUCCAAGCCCAACACGAAAGCACUUCCACAUCCAUACAAGCCCUCGGAACACUCUGGAGCGAGAACACCAGAAGAUGGGACCGCAGUCACCCACAAGGGUGAAGUUGGGACAGAGCAGCUUGUACAGCAAUAAAAAUUCCCUGACAUCCCCGACACGUCGGGCAGAUGGGGAACGAUCGUCUAGUGAUUCCAGUCUUAGCUCUACCUCACUGACAACCGUCACCAGCACCACCACGACAGCUACUACUGACAGAGAGUCAGGCUCGGACAAUUCAGGAGCCAGCGUGUCGUCGCUCCUGUCAACAUCUGCUAGUGUCGUAUCAACAAACUCCACUGUCAGUGCCGAAUUGCCUGGCUCAGCGAAAUCAGUUGUGAGACGGGAGACCAGACAGGAGUCCUCAAAGACUCCAACACCUUCCAGCAACCCCACCCCAACCGGCCUGGACCAGCAGUUCUUUGCGACGCCCGACGCCGACAUCCGCCAGACUCUGAUUGUCGACCCGGAUGAUUUUGAUGACCAGACGCAAAAGGAGCUGUGCCGAAUCCACAUGCAGGCUGUCGCUGAGCGCAAAGAGGCCCAGAAGCUGGCGACGUUGGAGCGACAGCGAAUGGAAGAAAUCCUUAAUAUUUGUGCCGAGUACGAGGCACAGGAGUGCGGCGAGAAGCCCAAAAUGGCAGCCCCACUCCCCCAAACACAGCCUGCUCCAGAAACCCCAAAAGCCGCAGCAAAGCAAUGCCGCGACCAGAGCACCGAUAAGCCUCUCAUGACUAGCAGUCCAAUCAACGAUCAACCAACAGUGGCUGCGAGCAGUCCUAAAUCAAUUGCCUCCGAUGUAGGAAUCAAAGUCAUUGUCGACUCGCCGAUUGUCAAGAGCAACACAUCAACUCAAGAGACUCCAGUGAAAAUGGAGCAGCCAGUCCCAGUGCCGUCACCACUCAGUAAUCAGAAUGUCUGGUACGAGCGCCUCAAGGAUAACAGCAACGAAGCACCCUCUGUGGAUUCUGCAGAUAUGCCAAUGAUCACAGUGGAACCUGCACCACCACCAAAGCCACCAAGAGCAGUAGGACAGGAGCAGACCUCACGCAGUCCUGAAAACGAGCAACUCACUGGGCAAGACAUCGUCAAAGCCAUCAGCAAGCUGGAGGAGGCCCGCGCAGGCUCCAUCCAGAAGAUCGAGGACCUGGAGCGCAGACUGGACGACCUGGAAGUACAGGAAUCAGAAAUGUUAAGAGAGAUGGAGAUAGAGGCUGCGCUCUUGGAGGGCGAACACCGCAGCGAGCUGACACAGUUGCAGCAGGAGCAGGAACUGUUGGGCACGCUCAAACGCACCAAGCACAGUAUUACCAGAAAGGCCAUAGAGCAACGUGAAAGGGAGCGCCUGCAGGUGGACCAGGCCCGCAGCCGCCUACAGCAGCUGGAGCAGGCCCACCUGGAAACGGAACGGCAGCUGGAGGCCUGCCCCAUUGGUGACACGGCCCGCAAGCAGGCCCUGCUGUUCCAAUACCAGCGGGAGGCUGAGGGGCUGGAGCAGGAGCGCAAGCGCUUUGAGGACCUUGAGUUCCAGCAGCUGGAGACAGAGGCCAGGAUUGAGGAGGAGCGGGAGAUCCUGGAGCAGGAGCUGACAGCCGAGGAGACCAAGGAGGAAGAGAAGGUCAAGACCAGAAAGGUGAAUGUCACCGACAUUGACCAGCAGAUGACCCAUGUCAUCAGCGACGCCAAGGUGAAGGCUGAGAGAUUGGAACAUGACCGGAAGAGUACGGAGCAGGAGCUGACCAAGGAGAAGGAGCGAUUGGCUAGCAUUGAGAAGGAAUAUAACGGCUUGGUGAUGUACUACUCCAGGAAGUCGACGGGAGAACAGGAGGAGACGUCGGAACUGCUUGAAAAUGUGCUGAACAGAAUCAGGAAGAUCAGGGAGCUGGCCGAGCGCCGGUUGCGCCUGCAGCCCGAGAUGUCACUCAGUGACGAGUUCCUGGCCAAGCGCAAGUACAACUCGCUGCCCCGGGAGGCCAAGGGGGAGGGCAAGGCCCCGCCCAGCGACGCCUCCCCCAGCCCCUCCCAGGUCUCCCCAGCCUCCUCCCACAGCAGCCUGCCCAGGAAGGGGGACACCCUGGGGGACAUUGAGCGACACCGACGGAUGACCCUGGAGGAGAAAGGAGACCAGCUCAUUGAGGAGGAACGAAACCGUCUGGAACUGUUGUGUCGCCAAGCCACCAAGGAGGCCAAGCUCCAGUGGGAGGAGAAGAAGCAACGGGAGCAGCAACAACUGCUGGCGCCUGGCUCCCCACGAGCCACCGCCGCCAAGGGCAUUAACUUCAGCCCCAGCAGCUCGCUGUACAGCACGCCACGCCAGUCGGCUGGCUCAGCGACGCACCCUAGCAGCGUCGAUUCACUGGGUGCUGCAGCAGCGGCGGUCACGGCGGUCUCGAGCAGUGACUGCGCCAGCGUCUCCAGCUUCGAGAGCAUCGAGGGACACCUGGAAACCUCUGGCGUGUACUCGGGGAACUCCACUCCUUCCAGAACCUUCAGUACAGGGCCCAGCUUCACCAAGGAGGAGCGGGAGAAGCUGGCCGAGAUGGAGCGCCUCCUCAGGGAGGCCCAGGCAGAGAAGCAGGCCCUCCUCAACCAGCAGGUACCCACAAAACCACGCCCACAAACCCAACCCCUCAAUCGCUUGAGACAAGCAGAGGAACAGCUCCUGAGGGAGGAACAGCGCAAGAGGGAAGACCUGGAACACCAGCUGAGGGAGGAGACACUCCGACGGGAAGAGCUGGUGCAGAACCAAGUCCGGCUGAGGGAGAAGCAGAGGAGUGCCCAGUCGAGACCUCUGACCAGGUUUCUCCCCAUCAGUAGCCUGGACUUUGACCUGAGGGCACACAUCGAGAACGCUGGACAUAACGUGGAUAUGUGCAAGGAGAUAACCUUGUCCAGAGGCACCUGCCGUGGCUACAUGAUCAAGAUGGGCGGCCGCAUCAAGACGUGGCGGCGGCGCUGGUUCGUCUUCAACCGUCUCAAGCGCUCGUUCCUCUACUUCUCCUCGGACCGGGAUGAAUCGCGGCCCAAGGGCGGCAUGUACUUCCAGGCCAUCCAGGACGUCUACUUUGACCAUCUGCGGCCCCACAAGAGCCCCAACCCGGUGCUGACCUUCUGCAUCAAGACCAAGGAGCGGACCUUCUUCCUGGUAGCACCCACAGCCGAGGCCAUGCGCAUCUGGAUGGACGUGAUCGUGACGGGCGCAGAGGGUUACAAGGAGUUCCAGUGAGGUCAGGGGCUAUGGCUGAAAAGAUACACCUAUGGGAAAUGCACAUAGCCACUAGUUUGUGGCUUCCAUAGACAUGCAUAUUGACACCAGACGCAGCCACGUAAUGUGGACAUGUUUAGAGUUUUAGUUCUAGGGCAGAGGUGACGAACUGUUCCCUCCCCCCACAAACCCGUAGUUCCUGCUUGCACUCUCUGCACGAAAAAGAGAAGGCGUUUUGUUACCUGGGAACAAAUUUGAACCUAGGUGACAGCACUUGCCAAUGCCACUGGCUAAUAUUUGCGCACCACUCUUGGUUGGACACAUGGCCGUCCUAAUUGUAAUACACUAUGGGAGGCAAGUAGACUGGUCCCAGUCUGUUCAUUGUCAUUCCACGUGCAGCUUGUUGCAGAGGCAGGAGCCAGGCGGUCGGCCCAGCCUUUCUCUUUUUUUUUAUGAUGAGGGAUACUUUUGAUCGGAUCCCAAAAGUGCAAGAACUUCAUGAUAGGACAUAACCUGCAUUCUACCAGAAUGCCUAGCCAGGCUUUAAUGACCUUUGACCGUAAAGUGCAUUGAACCCUGAACCUGAUUUGAGAUGAUAGGUUGUCAUUUCUUUGUGGAUUUUUCCCCCCAGAUUUUGGACAAUUGAAUGUGGUGUUUGGAAUGUUUUUGUUGAGGAAAAAUUUUGUGUGUUCUGAUGACUUUAACCUUUGACUGAUCAGAGCAUGUGUAAAAAUCAAAGUUUUCACGGUUUGGUGCAAAAGGAACAAACUUUCUUUGCUGCGCCAAGCUUAUUUCACUGUAAGAAAGCUGAGUUUUCCGUCGUAAAGAGACACGACAUUUUAAUGACAAAAUAGGCAAGCUGAAUGUAUAAAUAUUUUACCAAACUGUACAGAGUACACUAACAUGGUGCCUGUGUGACUUGAGUUUUCUGCCGCCAAGCUGUGAAGUUUUAACAAAUGUCCAUCAUUUUAAACAGCAAAGAAAAAACUGCCUGGUGUGGUAAUUUGUAAAAGAUGUAAAAAACUUCAAAUAUCAAUUGUUAAAAAUUACAAUGCUCUCAAGUUGGGAGAUGGAAUGCUUGAUAACUACACUGGGCCAACAUCUUGAAUGGUCUCUUGUAGGAAGGGAACUUGCUCUCUGUCUGUAUGGAUGAAAACUUCCAGGUGUUUGUUUAAAUUUGGGCUAAUUCAGAUGCACAGUACAUUUUAGAAUUGAACAGGAUCUCUUUCCAUCGGUGACUGCACAUUUGAUCCGGUAGGUUGAGGAUGGUGGGAGGAUAAGUUUCGGCCACGCCUCCAGUUUACCCCCUCGUGUGAAUGGACCGUACCCAUGUCUGGGGGCAAACUUUCAAUUGUGGAAUAUUUGUAUUCAAUGCAACUGUAACAUACAAAACACAUUUUCUGUAUUAAUGCAAUCUGUUGAAGAAGUGUACUCAUUAAUUUAAUAUAAAAGCUUGAUACUUGAUAAGAGUUACGUGUACUUAAAAGUGGCUGGACGGUGGGUUUCUGACGCCAGUCACGAGGCCAUGUCCAAAAAGGGUAUUAUCGGCUAUGGCUAUUUCUACAUGGCAGGUUAAUGGCCAUCACUAAAGCCAUAGCCACAAGAUACGUCAUUCAGACAUAGCCUUGUUGUCCCUAUAGUCCCUGCCCUAUUUUGUAGCACACUACAACAUACCACUUCUGGUUUGUCUCUAACAUGUAUUAGAUGAGAGAAUCAAAGCAUUAACCUAGUCAUGUCAGUUUACCUCAGCUAAUAAGCAGUUUCUGGUGCUACACACGGUAGUACCACCACCCUGGUCUUACGUGUACUAGUGAUUCCUAGUGGAUUCGUAUCCUAGUCCUUGGAAGUAAUGUGCCGUCCUUGAAUGAUCGAACUAGCCAACUGUACUGACAAAAGGAAAUCCUCAAGCACUGCUGUGGGGGUGCUCCACAACAGUUGAAGUCUCGGGCCAAAUAAGGCCGGGUCCAAAUUACUUGGCUAUGGCUUGAAAUUACACAUGACUCUAUGGAAACUGGCUUCGGCCUCCACCAUAGACUCUUGCAUAAUUUUAGGCCACAGCCAAGUAAUUCGGACACGGCCUAUGACUACUAUUAAAAGAGUACUUAGAAACGGUUAACUACUUUAAUAGCACCAUACUGUCCUACAUGUAGUUGGACUGUGCCUUGUAAUUUCCGAGUGUUUUUCAAACACUUGUGGUAUUUAUGACGUCAUGUUUCCAAAGACACAGAAUCCAUAUCCCAAGGUCACUGCAGUACGAAUCAAACUGUGAAAUCGGACACCUUUUUGUUAUCAAGAGAUCAAGUGACAUCGCUGGCCGUAAUGGAUUUUGAAUAAUAAAGUACAAUAGAAGGGCUUUACAUUAUGUCAUUGCUGUCAAGUCGACGUUUAUGUAAACAUGAAAACAAGUACAUAAAAAACUAAAUCUACAUUUUACUGUAAAACCAAAUAUUAGACUUGUGCAGUCUUCCCACCUUUUUUCUAUAUUGUUAAAUAUUAAACUUUGAAUACUGACAACUUUUACUAAAAUGUAAAAACAAUAAAUAGUACCAUGCAUACCAAGUAUAUUUGAAACUAUGCAGGUUUAUUUAUCAAUACGUUGGUAUAGGUUUAUUUAUUAAUUGGUAGCUGGCUAAUUUGUACAUUUUAGGAGAAAGAUUUUAAGUUUGGUAGGUUCAUGUAGGUUUAGGACUAUUUAUCUGUUGGAAAACGUUUGGUCAUAGGUGAGUAUCCAGUCACAAAGAGUCUGAUCUCGCUCUACAAAAAAAUGCAGGUCAUACUUGAUAACCGGGGAACUCUACGUUGUUACAAGUUGUGACAUAUUGUGAUAUUCAGAUUCAAAGGAAAUUUGCUGUUGUGUUUAUAGCAUUUCACGGGACGUUAUAGGUCAGUUCAUAACUGCCAUGAAAGCAAACAUAAAUUGGUGUUGUGAAAUCAUAUAUACAUGUUGCAUAUUCGCAGAAGUGGAGAACAUUUCCACUCAAGCGAAAUUUUGCAGCAACUUUUGAUCAGAAUGUCCAAUUCACCUCACUUUCACAUUUUGUAUGAAGUAUGAACUAGCCUUAACAGCGACUGCAUUUCCUGCAUUUAGGCCAAAUCAAGAGCUGUAAGGUUUUAGGAUGACUCAACGAGUGCUGAAUUGCCGAAAGGGCAAGUUAUACUGUACCUGAUUGUGACGCGUGGGUAUUUGAAUCAAAUCACAGCUUUUAUAAUAAGCCUUUUGCGAGUUAAAUUUAAAUAAAAUCUGGUACACCAUUAAAGUUAUCUGAUUGUAAAGAAAUAUAAUUUAAAUUCCCCAGACUAACGGCACUGUUACUAUCCAUUGAAAUCAUUGUAUUGUUGUGAGGCGUGACUUGUGUAAACUAAGCAAAAGCUUGCCCCAAAGAACGAGGUAAAGUAACAGUGUCUAUAGUCUGGGGAAUUCAAAUUUUUUUGUGUGUGAAUUUAAAGAACUCAGUCUUCCAGAUUUUAUUCAAAUUUAACUUGCAAAAGGCCCAUUGCUAAAAUGCAGUUGACUACAACCCCAGCAAUUUAGAAGUGUCACUUGCAUGUAUAUACCUGUAUAUGCCUUGCUUGUAAUUUCAAGUGGGUGUCUUGAGGCUUCCACUGAGGCAAAGGCACUCAACUUAACCCAAGAUGUGUGGUGUGACCCCCAUUGUCUCGAAGUCCUGGGGAGUGAAAUGUACUUCAAUCCAAAGUCUAGGGUGCAAGUCUGAGGAAAAUUUUGAAGGUGUCAGUUGGAAUAAGUACUUAAAUCUGAGCUGACUGUUCUGGCAUGGAUCGGUUCCUGGCUCACGAGUUCUGCAGUCCAAUGUUUCUUGAUGGCGUGAGACAUUGAAACCCUCAUAAGUUUAAUUGUAUGAGCGAAUGUAGAUUCUCAACUUCAUCUCAAAACAAUCUGACUUCAAGCCAGGCACCACACCGGGAGAAUAGUGGAGACAUUCAAUGACAGCAAAUUUAGUAUUGCGUAGCACUUGUACUUUGGUUUCUGACAAAUGAAUUAGACCAAUAAAGUAUUCACAGACAACUGAACAGCAGUUCCCGCCAAUUCUUGUGUUAUCAAAACACUGGUGGUUUUUAGCACAAGUUGGAAAUGAGUUCCUCGAACUGAUUUCACAGUCGUAGAAUGCUUACCAAGAUGGCAUUGCUGCUCACCAGUUAGAGAACACAGGUCACUAGUGUAAGUGUAUAUUUAAUUCCAUUAGCCAUAGACAUUAAUUUACCAUUUUUUUAAAGAACUUGUCUAGUUUCCAUAAUUUAAAAAUUACCUGUAUUAUACAUAACACAUGGACGGUACCAAUAAAAUAUCACUCUGAUAUUAACAAAA